This is a messenger RNA of Xyrichtys novacula (pearly razorfish), 3677 nucleotides long. The record is from the annotation of a GenBank genome assembly. NCBI's taxonomy places the organism in Eukaryota, Metazoa, Chordata, Actinopteri, Labriformes, Labridae.
GCAGGAUUGGUGUGACAGGGGUUGGAGGGGCGGGUUUUGUGCUAUUCUUGAAAUCCUCUACGUAGCGCAUCUGUAUCGGCAAACACCGCGCUGUGGUGCGUGGGCUCCCGCAAUAUGUCAGCUAAAUCUGGUGAUUUUUCCUCACACGCGGGGCUGUAUCAAUUUGGUUUUCGCUGAACCUAUCAAAGGUAAGAUAAUACUCAAUAUGCAGCUGUAGUUUGAAUGCAUGCUGCUCGCCGGCUGGCGUCUGCAGACAAAAGAGCGGACAUGGGUGGGAUUUAAAUGGGAGGGGAUCAGCUGUGGGAAGAAUGGGUUUCAUUGUCGAUUAAUAAGCUUCAUGUGAAAUCAUGCAUUCAUUUCGAAGAUCAUCACACGCCAUCUUCAAAAAGUCUGUUAUCCUAUCGUUUUGGCUGUUGAGGAAAGUGAUGUUUUUGAUGGGCUACUGAGACUGAGCUCGGAGGGUAUCCACUGAGAGUGCGCUGUCAUGUACAGGAGGAGAAACAACCCCCCUUUUGAAUAGACCUCUCACGCUUUGUUUAACACCAGUCCAAAGCGAUUUGGUUUGUGUCAGCCUAAAUGCAAAAUGCCAUUAGAUUAAUGAUGAUUUGACAUUAGACAUAUCUCAUCAACUAUCAUCACAGCAAAGGCGACUCUGGAUAAUCUAGGCCAGGAUCACUGUACGAGGGGAUUAUUCUUAGUGUAUAGAGCAUGCCUUUCAGGCGUUGUUUUUUCUCUUAAUUUAUGUUUUUACUUUUAUCACUUUGUUCUCAGUUUCUCCUCAAACACAAUGGAUGAAUACACAUCAGCAGCCUUUUAAAGGGUAGCUUUUAAGAGUCAAAGAGUUUACCAGACCAGGUGAGAGCAUGGCACAGGUAGAGGAGUCUCAGACUGAAGGAGAGGGAAGCCCCCAGAUGAUCUCCUUAAGGUCAGACAUAUCAGGGAACCAUGUGGACGACAGAGAUUUGGGGCCUUCCAUAAGGAGGAAGAGGAGGAAGAAGAAGGACCCACGUCCAGAGUCCAUAAUUGUUUACCGCUCUGAGAUGGAGAGGGCCUCUGGAGAGGAGCAAGGCGGUGAGGAGGGAGGAGAGAGGAGCACGGAGGAGGGAGCUCAGUUCCUCUGCACACCUACAGGCGAGGGUAAGAAGAUGUGUAUACUUAAAAAAAAGAAAAGAAAAAAAUCCUAUGUAAACAGCUAAAAACAAAAUAUACAGUGAAAUUUACAUCAAAUAAUCUGUCUGAAAACUGCAUAAACUAUACAAAGAUAGAAUUGUAGAAUAUGAUACCAUGAAAAUGAUGAGAAAUCACCAUAAAAUCAUGGAAAGAAAAAAGGUUUUAGAAUUAGAAUUUUGCAAAAUGAUGGACCUUGUUGGUGAUUAUUUUUGUGUCAUUACAGGUGGAGGAUGGAGCCUCCCUCCAGACAGCCGCUAUGUCACCCUGACAGGCACCAUCACCCGAGGGAAGAAGAAGGGCCAACUGGUAGACAUUCACCUCACUUUGACAGAGAAAGAAAUUAGGGACCUGGCCAAGUCAAAGGAACGUCUUGAUGCAGAAUGUGAGGCAGGCGAGGGCUCCAAACGCACCUGCGGUUUAGGUGUGUGCCAAGGCCCGCAUGUUGUCUUGUGGAGCAUCUCCUGCGCUCCAGUGGUUUUUCUUCUCUCCUUCAUCACUUCCUUCUACUACGGCACUCUCACCUGGUACAACGUCUUCUUAGUGUACAAUGAAGAGCGGACAUUUUGGCACAAGAUUACAAUAUGCCCCUUCCUUAUCAUCUUCUACCCCAUGCUCAUCAUGCCAAUGGCACUGUCUCUGGCCCUGUACUCAGCGGUGGUGCAGGUGUCCUGGGCUGCCAGUGAGUGGUGGCAGGCUGUGAGAGACCUGGAAAAGGGCUUCUGUGGCUGGGCCUGUGGGAAACUAGGACUGGAGGAUUGCUCCCCUUAUAGCAUUGUGGAGCUGCUUGACUCUGAUACUGUUUCAGGAACUCUGCAGAGCAAAGCCCCCAGUGAACUUGCCCAGACAUCAUCAGUGUAAAGAGAGGAAAAAGCACGUGUUUACGUAGGCUCUAAUUUACAGUGGUAUACCGAGCAUGUGCCAGAAAGCUUCAGUUGUUCACAGGGAAGUAUUUUAAAACUAUCUCACUUUUCUGUAACUUAUCAAACACUGCCUGAAUUGUCCUAAAAUGCUGGACUUUACUUCAAAUUUUAUAAGGUAUUAUUUGAUCCUUAUAUAUUUAAACUAUUUCUUUGAGCAUGGGAGUCAAAUAUUGUAAUUUUUUACAUUUUUACGUGUCAAAGUUAUUGAAGUCAUCCUUCUAUCACCGAAUCUCACUCACAUAUUUUUAUAUAUGAAGGCCAUGGUGCUCCUUGAAGUGGAUUCUAGACUCUAGCGAGGCAAGUUGCGGACACUGAUACAUAAAUUGUCUGAAGUCAAGAUUCAUACUCUCUGUAAAUAUGUGUUAUUUAUUGUAUGUGAUGCACUGACAUCAAAAGCAGCCUCCACUUCAGAGGCAGUGCUGUCUUGUUUGUUAAGUCAUCAUAAUAGCUCAUGAAAGUUGUGUGUCAAGUAAGGCUGGAUUUUCAACUAGAAAAAGGAUGCAGCUGCCUCAAGGGCCACAGAUGCAGGCUACCUGUAUGUUGAAAUUUAAGAUAGGGAAUUUCUUAUACUCGGCCUCUGUUUGCAUCUAUUGUAAAAAAAAAAGUAUAGAUGGCAACAAAUGUAUCCCAUAAAAAGGUCAAAAGUAGCAAUGUUUUGUCUCUCUUAUGAAGUUGAGACUUAUUUAUUCUACCUAAACCCCUUAAUAAUGCUAACUGUUUCUCAAGAAGAUGUAAGCCUUUCAAAAACGUGAGUUUUUCAUGAGGGGGAAAAUGGCCCUGAAACAGCUUAGCGCUGAUGAUCUGAGCAAAUGUUUUCAAAACAAGUGUAACUCGUAUGUUACUGUCUACUGUAGAUUGGCUUAAAAUGUCACUGAUUAAUGGGUUAUGCACGAUUUUUAUAGAAAAUAGAGACAUUUAGCUCUGAAAAACCUGCAUCGUCAGAGUUAGAUUCAAAUUAAAUAUUUGGUUUAGGGAUUAAUCCAGUGUUGAUGUUGGAUUUAAACUUGAUGUUUAAUGUACAUUAUCUAAAGAGAAGAAGGAAAAGCAAUAGUGAUCAAUACUGGUCUAUUGCUCAUCACUGCUCUUGGGCCCACUGGCAGAAUAAUCAAGCCAUGAUUUGAAGCCAUAGCCAUGAAUAUGUGUUUAUGUUUACAUCUGUUUGUGGCACCAUUUACACAGAUGUUGGUAUUUUACUUCCUUACAAUCUACACGUCUUUGUCACUAUGUGGGCUCAGUGAUUUUCAAGCUCAUAGCUUCUGUUACAUAGCUGAACAGUCAUAUUUUCAAUGUUUAUUUAAUAUGUUUUAAUACUUUUUAACAACAGUACACUUCCGGGAAUUGUUGUAGCUAGGUGUUUUGUACUCUGGCACUCAGAAACAACUGACCUUUGUUCAGGUAGAUAUGAUGGUUAGAUAAUGUGUCCAAAUGAUCAGACCUGCUGUGUUAAGUAAAUCAGUUUUAUUUUCUAACAGGUAAAGACAUGGAUCAGUGGUUGUAGAUUGAGGCUGUAUCAAACAUUGUAUGUUAUAAAACUUCAGGUUGCAAACUAAUUCCACAAAUGAAAUAAAUUGUGUUAUUACACUGCAA